AUGCUCCAUAUUCUUGCCACCUCCACAAUUUCAGUUCUAUCAACCACCAUGAUCAGAAAUAUCCAAAAGAGUGCCGUCAGAGCAUGGCUAUUGCCUAUUUCUAGAUCAAGAGAUAUAUCUCAUUCGGCUCGUUGUUUUCAAGUAUCAAGAGAGGAUGAAAAAGCAAGACCAGAGCUCAAGAUCAACACCACUUCUGAAAAUGACUUGAUCCACAACUCCAUUGACCAAAACGAGGUGGAGACGAUCGAAAAAGACCUUGCAGAGAGCGAAAAUCAAUCACAGGAUUCGGUGGAAGCAUAUGAGUUGGAUUUUUCGGGCGAACUUCCAAAUGAACUCGUCUCUGAAAAUCAAUCAUCCGCACAACUGGGCGACGACAUAUCGGUACCAUGGUAUCUCCGGCAAGAAGUUACCUCAAAUCUCCUUGAUGGAAAAGAUAUCAAAAUCCCAGACAUUCCCGCGGACAGUCCUCCGCAUUUAAGUGAGUUCCUAGACCUUUUGGCGAAAGACUUAGGUAUAGAUGAGCUACUGAUUUUCGAUAUCAAAUCUCUAGAUGACAGUCAUGAAUUCAAAUUGAAUCGCAAUGACUUAGAUUACAUCAUUAUUGGUACAGGAAAGUCCGAAAGACACAUCUACAAAGCCGCCAGCGAGCUUAGAACACACAUUAAACAUCAAUAUGGAGUGAUUCCCUCAAUCCAGGGUAUGGUAUCCUCAGCAAAAACUCCUGCGAUGCGCCGUAGGCUUUUAAGGAGGGCACGCAAAGGGCCAUCAGCAACUGACAAUGAUUACGGCUUUUCCGCAAACAGUUGGAUCUUAUGUCUUCACGAUGGUGUUGAGGUUCACAUGCUCACCGAACGCCGAAGAUCCGAAUUGAAUUUAGAGCUGAUAUGGUGUGCCCCUGAAGACCGCAAACUUUACGAAAAGGAAGAAGUUAUUGACUACGAAUCAGAUAAUGUCCUUCACAAUUUCGCACGUCGUCGUGGAACUAGAGCAUACCACACAAGUACCCGCUCAUAUUCCACUCAUGCCAGUAAUGCUGGAGAAUUAGAUCAUCUCUUGGAAUCACUCAAUCGGCUACCACAAGAUGCCUCCAGCGAUCGAAUUCUCGAAUUAAAGAGAGACUUUGAAGACCUAUUCCAAGGAGCCGAUGUAAAGGAGUUCGACAUUCGCACUAGCUUUCUUAAAUCAAUUCAUCUCGUGAGAUCGGAUCUAGUCCCUUUCCAAGAAGUGGAGGACUCCAUUUUACAAAAGCAUGCUUCCAAGCUCGCCUUGACCUACAAUUCAUUAGAAGAAAAAGUUAAUGACGUAACGAAAUAUGCACAGCUUCUUUUGGACACUCCAGAGAUCAUAAGAAAUUCAAAGGUUUCAUCAGACAAUUCUCUAGAUAAGCUUUCCCGCUUUAUCUCCACGUUAUUUGAGUUUUCGAACGAGGAAUUUUCCCUUAGUGCAGACACUCGCUUCUUGCCGUUAGUCUGGAGACUCGCAUACACCGACUCUGAUAACCUCGUACACUCCAAGAUGGUAUCGGAUAUAAUUGAUGGCAAAAGAAAGCUCGUUCCAAACAACACUGGCACAUACUCCACUUUGGCAUCAAACAAAAUGAGAGAUAUUCUUGCUAUUGCUUCUCAUCAGGAUAAAAUAGUAGAGAACGGCGAGUUGGCUUCUCAAAACGAGGCGAUUUUGUUUACGUACGGAAAUUGUGGGAAAUGGGAAAAAUUUUGGCAACAAUGGGAGCGCACAUCAUUUCUAGGAACAUGCACGCCGGCUGAAAAAUUGGACUCAUUUGUGCGUCUUGCAGUAUUUUUGGCAUUGAAAAGUAAUAAGUCGCAAUCAUACAAGUUCCUUAGAGAUUUAUGGACCGAGACUCCAGGAACCACUGGAGGAUUCAUGGGUGCUCUAGCACAAAACUCCAACAAAUUUGAUUCUGAGACGCAAAGAGAUGCUUUUCUCCUCGCUGUGAACAGUAUGGUCACCCUGAUUCAGCCUGAAGAUAUGACUUUCUUCCGAGCAAUCAGAAGCAAUCUUGCACAAAUGAAGAAGGAUGUCUUCAUAGCAAGUUAG
This is a messenger RNA of Australozyma saopauloensis, 2058 nucleotides long. RefSeq lists its product as uncharacterized. Gene Ontology annotation, biological process: mRNA stabilization; mitochondrial gene expression. Lineage: Eukaryota; Fungi; Ascomycota; Pichiomycetes; Serinales; Metschnikowiaceae. The record is from RefSeq and is a predicted model, not a curated record. The transcript has a single exon. Gene Ontology annotation, cellular component: mitochondrion. Bases 1 to 2058 code for a protein of 685 amino acids.